UCAGUUCGUAGCGACUGUUAGAGAAGUCAUUACAAUGAUUGGAGUAUUGGUUCUAUUAGUUGGUCUGGCAAAAAUUGCCAAUGCAGUGGACUACUGUGCUCUGCCCACGUGCUUGGACAAGCACAUUGCCUGCAACAACAAGGGAAACUUUAGUGAAGGGUGCCCAAAGGAUGUCCGAGAAGUGAAGCUUGAGCCCCAUCAGAAGUUGAUCCUCACCCUGUUCAAUGAGCUGCGCAACACUGUCGCCGGCGGCAAAAUUGAAGGCCUUCCCAAAGCUUCGCGCAUGGCGAAGAUGGCAUGGUGCGAGGAACUCACUCACCUGGCGCUGCUGAACGUGAAGACCUGCCAAUCGCUUCCCGAUAAAUGCCGCAGCACCGAACGCUUCGCUUACGCCGGCCAGAAUAAUGCCAUUUUCAGUUACAGCGGCGCCGAGUCUGAGUACAGCGAUGGCGAAAUUAUCAAGGAGCAGAUUGAGAACUGGUUCAAUGAGCGCAACAAUGGCUCUCCCGAUAUUCUUGCCAGUUUCCCCGAGGAGCUGCCCAACAAGAAUGUGGCCAAGUUCACCAUCGCCGUGGCCGAGAAGAACACCCAUUUGGGCUGCGCUGCCGUUCGCUUUUCUCGCGAUUACUACAAUCACUUUGUGCUCACCUGUAAUUUCGCCACAAGAAACAUCAUUGGUCAGCCCGUGUACACACCCGGAGAGAAGGCCACCGCGGGUUGCAAGAAUCGUUAUGGCGCUGCCUUCGACUAUCCCAAUCUGUGCUACGCCAAGGAAAUUUAUGACAACGAGAAGAUCGUUGAUAAUAUUAGGGUGUUUUAAAUACGGGUUGGGUGACCUGAAUAACUAAUUGCACCGAUAUUAUCAAGCCAUAUUUACCCAUAAUAAAGACUAAUCGCAAGCAAAAUAA
This is a messenger RNA of Drosophila virilis, 908 nucleotides long. Its product is annotated as antigen 5 like allergen Cul n 1. Lineage: Eukaryota; Metazoa; Arthropoda; Insecta; Diptera; Drosophilidae. The record is from RefSeq and is a predicted model, not a curated record.